AUGAUGCACAACGCAGUGUUGACCAACUUCCUCUUGCAGCUAUGCCUCGCAUUAUUGGCCGUUGCCGCACCUGCGUCUGACCCUGUCGUCGGCGCCGCAGCUCACGGCAACACCUGGCAGUACGGCACUGGUGGCGGCAUCCUUGGAUUCAUAGUCCUUGUCUUGGACAUCAUCGUAUUUCUUGAGGUUCUGAAGUCCGAUCGACCUGUCAGUCACAAGGUUCUGUGGUGCUUGGUUGUCUUCCUCUUCCCGAUCGUCGGCAUGAUCAUCUACUGGCUAUUCUCGAACCGCGCCGCUCACAACUCUCGUUCUGGAUACGAGGCCGUUGCGUAA
Molecule: messenger RNA, 333 nt
Organism: Colletotrichum orchidophilum
Lineage: Eukaryota; Fungi; Ascomycota; Sordariomycetes; Glomerellales; Glomerellaceae
Exons: 2
Coding region: 1-333 (110 amino acids)
Source: RefSeq, a predicted model, not a curated record